CAACAACUUCCUCAUCGAAUCCUCUGCUUAUCUUGCUCCAGUACUCGGCUACCCCUCCAACCCCAUCCCUCGCAGGGAAUCCGGGCAGGAACCCUAAGCGUCAACGGACCUCCGGAGCGACGAACAGCCAAACCGGGGUCUCGGAGGAGAGCAGAGGGCCGAGGACAUCCCAGGCUCAGGGGCGGGGUUCCGCGUGGCCCCGCGGGGCUCCGGGCGAGGGACGGCACCGCGGCGUCGCGGGGCUCGGGAGCUCGGAGCUCUCGGGGCCACGGACCGACGUCGUCCCGCGGGGAGGUGCGAGCCGAGCCCCGCGCCGCCGCCCACCCCGGGGGCGGCUGUAAUCCUAUCAAAGGGCCGGCCCCGGCCUCCUCCUCCUCCGCUUCCCUUCCCGACCCUGCUCCCCGAGAGGGUAAAAGCCGCUCCGCUGCGCGCCGCGCCCUCCUGGCCCUGCUCCCCGUCCGGCUGCCGCGCAGAGGGGACGCCGGCCUCGGCCCCCGGCCUGGGCGGCGGGGGAACGUGGAGCACAUGGAGGUGCCGGGCCGCUGUCGCCUUGCCUCGCUGCUGCUGCUGCUGGCUUCGUGCAUCGGCUGCACGGCCGCGCCGCGGAGGAGCAUCCCCCGGCGGCAAGCAGAUAGACUGGGACCUCCUCUAGACAUACUGCUGGAUUCGCUGAACUGCACAGCUUUCAGUGUGCAAUGGAGGAUGCCAAAGCAGCACGCAAGCACCAUCACAGGAUAUACAGUCUUCUACUCAGAGGUUGAAGGUGACAAAGCAGUUAAGCAGCUCUCACACGACGUUCCCCUGAGCCUGGAUAUGCUGAGCAUGGGUCAACUUGAGGGACAAGCAAUUUUUGAAGUUGUUAUUGGAGAUUUGAAACCUGGUACCCCACAUCGCGUUAGUGUUGGAGCCUAUGGCUGGGCAGGGAAGGGACGACCCAGCAUGCCCAGAGAUGUCACAACCUUAUCCCAAGAUAACUGCAUGCCCCCUGCACCACCCUAUCAGCCCCAGAUUGUUGUUGUUUCUGAUUCAGAAGUUGCAUUAUCCUGGAAACCUGGGGCCAAUGAAGGAAGCUCUCCCAUACAAUAUUACAUGGUGGAGUUUAUCAGGCCAGACCUUGACAGCAAUUGGACGGUAAUAAGAGAGCAGAUCCAGAUGGAAUCUAUGGUGCUCAAGGGACUUCUCCCAAAUACCAAGUACCAGUUCGCAGUGCGAGCAGCAAACUCCUACGGAUCCAGCCCUGCCAGCACGCCGAGCGAUGUGGUCCGAACGUUCAGUUCUGAAGAGUUAGGAAGUGGAAGUUAUGGACAUCGUUAUAUCACAGAAACAGUCACUGGUGAUGAUGAUGGAUUUGAUGUGGAUGACUCAGACUAUGACAUUUACAUAGAAGAGCUCAGACCACUUCCUGCUAUCAAAGGAGGCAACAGAAAAUUUCUGGUUGAAACUAAGGUCACGCCAGGGUCUAGCUCCAGGCUGCUGUCACGGGUCCUUACAACCACUUCGGAGCCCACCACUUCCACUCCCACCACCACACAACCUUCCACCACGGCCAGGGUUACAACAGCCAGGGCCACAAGAAGGGGCAGCAUGUCCUCUGCCCCACGCCUCUUUGAUCUUUCCUGCGAUGAGACCAUCUGUUCUGCAGACAGCUUUUGUGUCAAUGACUAUGACCGAGGAGGCUCACGUUGCCAUUGCAACUUGGGGAAAGGAGGGGAAAUGUGCACAGAAGAUAUUACUAUUCAGUAUCCUCAGUUCUAUGGCUACUCAUAUAUUACAUUUGAACCACUGAAAAACUCCUAUCAGACGUUUCAAAUUACCCUUGAAUUCAGGGCUGAAUCAGAAGAUGGUUUGCUACUCUAUUGUGGGGAAAAUGAACAUGGCCGUGGUGAUUUUAUGUCACUGGCAAUCAUCCGACGGAGUGUCCAGUUCAGGUAUAACUGCGGCACUGGAGUUGCAGUCAUAACAAGCGAAAACAAAAUCAAACUGGGGAACUGGCACAGUGUCACACUCUUCAGAGAUGGGCUGAAUGGCUGGCUCAGGAUGGAUAAUGAUGCUCCAGUCAUGGGAAAGUCUCAGGGCCAAUAUAGUAAAAUUACCUUCCGGACUCCCUUCUAUGUUGGCGGUGCCCCCAGUGUGUAUUGGCUGGUCAGAGCUGCAGGCACCAACCGUGGAUUUCAGGGCUGUGUUCAGUUUCUCAGCAUUAAUGGGAAAAUGAUUGAUAUGAGACCCUGGCCUUUGGGGAAAGCACUCAGUGGUGCUGAUGUAGGUGAGUGCAGCAGUGGAAUCUGUGACGAGGCAUCCUGCAUCAACAGCGGUACCUGCACUGCAAGCAAGGCAGACUCAUACAUUUGCCUUUGCCCUCUUGGAUUUAAAGGUCACCACUGUGAAGAAGCACUCACCCUGGCCAUACCUCAGUUCAAUGAAUCCUUAAGAUCGUUUGCUAGCACACCCUGGCCCUUGGAACCACAGAACUAUCUUUCCUUCAUGGAGUUUGAGAUGACAUUUCGUCCAGAUUUAGAGACUGGUGUCCUUUUGUACAGCUAUGACACAAACAGCAAAGACUUCCUCUCUAUCAAUAUGGUGGCUGGUUACGUGGAGUUCAGAUUUGAUUGCGGCUCAGGAACGGCUGUCAUCAGGAGUGAAGAACCUGUCAGUCUGGGUCAAUGGCAUGAGCUGCGAGUGUCUCGCACUGCGAAGAAUGGUAUCCUACAAGUGGACAAACAAAACCCAGUAGAAGGCAUGGCAGAGGGCGCUUUCACACAGAUUAAGUGCAGCUCUGAGAUAUUUCUUGGUGGAGUCCCCAGUUACGAUACGGUGAAGAAGAACUCUGGGAUCCUCAGACCCUUCACUGGGAGCAUUCAAAAGAUUAUCUUGAAUGACCGAACAAUUGAUGUGAAACAGGAUUUCACUUUUGGAGUCAACCUAGUAAAUGCUGCCCACCCCUGUGUGGGCUCUCCAUGUGCAAAUGGAGGCAGCUGUGUUCCCAAGAAGGACAGCUAUGAAUGUGACUGUCCCCUGGGAUUUGAUGGACAGCACUGCCAGAAAGCCAUUACAGAAGCAAUUGAAAUCCCACAAUUCAUUGGUCGUAGUUACCUCAUAUAUGAUAAUCCAGACAUCCUGAAAAGGGUAUCAGGAUCAAGAACAAAUGUUUUCAUGAGGUUUAAAACCACCAUGAAGGAAGGUCUUUUGAUGUGGAGAGGAGACAGUCCUAUGCGACCUAAUAGUGAUUUCGUUUCUCUUGGCCUUCAAGAAGGAGCAUUAAUAUUCAGCUACAACUUAGGCAGUGGCGUUGCUUCCAUAGUGGUGAACGGCUCCUUCGGUGAUGGCCGAUGGCACCGGGUCAAGGCUGUUAGAGAUGGGCAGUCUGGCAAGGUAACUGUGGACGAUUAUGGAGCCAGGACUGGUAAAUCCCCUGGAAAAAUGAGGCAGCUAAACAUCAAUGGAGAUCUCUAUGUAGGAGGCAUGAAGGAGAUAGCCCUGCACACCAACAGGCAGUACCUGCGGGGGCUGGUGGGCUGCAUCUCACACCUCACACUGUCAACUGACUAUCAUAUCUCUCUGGUGGAGGAUGCAACUGAUGGGAAGAACAUCAACACCUGUGGGACUAAGUGACAAGAGAAGAGCCCGGGUGGUGAGGACCCGUCCUGUGCUUGUGUGUGCAGCUGAAAGCCAUCUUGCUGCAGCCCUCCACAGCUGGACCACAGUUGCCAUCCGGGAAGAUGACAGAGCCAAAGGGGAUACCCUAAAAAAAAUUUUCCCUCUCCUUUCCUCAGCAGACCAGACCAAACUGAGUAUUUUGUAUAGGAGCCAUCCCUUUUCCCCCUGCGUGUCUAGUGAGUGCUAAAGAUCGUGUGUUGGUGCAAACAGCAAAGAACUGUGUGAUGUUGUAAGUAGCUCAGUGGCUGUGUUGUGGUCCGUAGGUGUCUUUUUUAUGUCAAAAAGAGCAGUCAUUAAACACCUGCAUUCAUUCCAUCUUGCAGUGGUACAACAACUAUGUUGUGCAACAGAAACACAAGCAGAAAUGUAUCUAUGCAUUCAAAUGUAUGUCUCUGUAUAAGUAGUUCUUAUUGCUCUCUGAUUUAGCUAAAUUAUGUUUCGCCUGUGUAAAUAAUGCCUGCAGUGGUUGGUUAAAAAUACUGUUGUUUGUUGAGGAGAAAGUUCUUAAAGUCUACUUUUUUUACUGCAAGCAACAAAAAUCAAUGGACCGAUUUUGUAGAAGUAAUUUUAUACUUUGAUAUUUUUUAUAGCAGCAGCAGACCUGCUUAUGUGGUAUAACUUUUAACAUUUAAGUGUACUAUACAUUUAGCUCUUUGCACACUUUCCAAAAAAACAGCAAAGUGACCUGUGGUUUCAGUUGGUUAUACAGAAGGAUCGAUAUUAUACAGUUUUUGUUGGGGAUAUUUGUGAACUAUAAUCAGCUUUAAAUCUUUUUUUGUUCUGUUUUGUUUUGUAAAUUUUGACAGCUUAAAAUUGUACAUUAUGAACUUUUUCUGCCUAUCCAGAUUAAAAGUUUAGGAGAAAAAAGAUCAAACUCUUCCUGCUGUCAUGUUUUGAGGCACAAUUUUUGAUCCUAAAAAAUGACAAAAAGGAAUGUGCAAGAGACCUCAGUAGGUCACAAUCCUCUUAAAAUAAAAUAAUUUCUAGGCACUGGACCAACACUUGUGCAACCUUGAUUGCCAAACUGUAAUUUAAGAAGGCAAACUGAGUGCUGUCGAGACAGUAAGGAAACAUUCCGAAAUUUCAUAGUUCAGAAAUUUUGGGUUCUCUUAACUCUUUAGCUGAAGAGGAGCCCCAAGAUGUCAGGGGGCAGAGGUAUGAGAGAUGCACGAAGUUCCCUGCUGGCUCCUCUUAGUUGUACUGUGUUGAAAUGAUGCAAUGUGGCGAGGGCAACGGGCAGCCAGGUCUUUUGGCUGCUUUUUACUGUGCCCAAGAUACUCCUUGUAAUGUUCCUGAGACUUGUCCCAUAUAAACCUGUCCUGGAGCAGCUGAGCUGCAGAAUGGAGAGAACAAAUAGUAGUUGGUUCUAGAUCUGAGCAUGUGGAAUAGCUGCCCAGGAGACCCCAGUCAUUCUGCAUGCUGAAACAGAGACUCUGAUUGCUAAAACAUAUAAAUCAUACUUAGCAUAUUCACCUGUGUUCCCCUGUUCAAAACACACUGCAGAAAAGCUGCAGAGGAAAUAGGCGGAUGGCAGAGGGGCACACAUAGCUUUCCGCCCAGGAGGAACAAAGGUUUUCACAUUUUAGGAUCCCCACAGGGAGACAGAAGCCUGUAUAUGGUCAGCAAAAAUCAGGAUAAUGCAUGAACUAAGUGUCACUGAAGUGCAUGAUAGGACAUGUCUUUAAACUGAAAGUAAAAGGAAUUUGAUGCAGUAGGAUUUAAAAGAGAAAUUUGAAAUUGAGUGAAAAGGAAAAUCUGUGGAGACAGCAGGCUUGCCAGCCGCUGGAGAGGAAAGAGCUGUGUUUUAUGUGCAUUGGGGUUUUCCCAAGCAGCAGUGACCUGACCAUCCUGGCAAAGGGCAGCAAGAUUUGGCCACACCCCCUGUCCUGGAGAAUGGUGUGUUGACAGCAUCACUCUGCUCUGCCACGUGUGCCCCUCCAUCCCCUUUCACUUUCGCCAUAGGAGAGCAGCUCCAAGGCAGACAUCUGGCGUGUGAGGUGUCCAUUUUGAGAUCAUUUGUUGCAGGGUAUAGAAUGCUAGGUACAAGGCAGCGCUUCUCCAGAACAAAAGCUGCUCUUUGAAAAGUGAGAAGGGGGAGUGGGUAAGAAAUAUUUCUGGUGUUGUGGGGAAGGAAAAGCAGCAAACUACAACUCUCUAAAUGCCUCUUUUCAACUGCAUGUAUCACUGCAUGGGAAUUUGGCACUGGCAGCAGCACCCCACCACAGCAGAGAGCAAAGCAUGGGCAAUACAGCUGUGCAGCAUCACGAGGAGUGUGUGUGAGGGUGCAGAUAGCACAGAUGCUGUGAUGUUUGGUUCCGCUAAAGAAAAAAAAGAUCCUUUCUGAGUUCUCUUAUAGAGUGUCUGAAAAGCUUCCAGAUGGGGAGCAUCCCUGCUCACACAUUUGCAGUCUCCUUAGUGAAGUUUGGCGAUUCUCCCAGGCUUGAUUUGGGAACAGGAGCUUCUGCUCAGUGGGCUGAGCAUAAAGCAGGCGGCAGGACCAUGGGAACAUCUGACCUGGCAUGGGGACUCGGUGCCUGGGGCAUGGACUCCAACCUCUUUGCUGGCCUGGACCACACUGAGUGAAGAGAAAUCAUCACAGGCUGCAUAAACAAAAGUUGCUCUGAAAGUAAUGCCUUCUAUUUAUUUCCACGGAAACUGCAAUUGAUAAGGCAUACACAAUAAGAAUGUUUGAUGGAGCAAACUCUCAGCUACAAAGCACUAUUUUGCAACAGUCACCAUCAUUAGCUAUGCGCUUUUGCUAGGGAUGAACAAGAACCUGCAUGUCACACAUGAAAAUCUGUACUGGCAGAGUUGACCCACUGUUGCUGACGCCACUGCUGAAAUGCACCAUCCACUGCCUCACUGUGCUGAUGUCCACUGACUGAUCUCCAUAAAUGUUACACAGGCUUCACUGAAUGUCAGUGGGUGCCAUUUUUUUCACAUGGAGGAACUCAAUGACACACCUUUGUGUCAGACACACUUCCAUGUCAGAUGCCAUUCUAUCUGCCCCUCUGCUGCCAUCUGUCACGUGGCAACAACAUGUAAUGAAAUACUGGUGGGAAAGUUUAGCCACUGCUGCCGUAACACUGAUAAGGCACUGAUUCUGAUGCUUCUGACAUCAUGGGCCAAUAUUAUUAAAGAGGAGGCGUUACUUUCAGAGCAGCCCUCAUAAAAUAUAUAGUUUAUGUAUACAAGAAAUUAAACAUUGAAUCUUUCAUGCCUUUUAUUAAAAAAAAAAAACAACAAAACCACAGAACUAGUGGGAUAUGUUGCCCUGUUUUCAUGAAGCUAAUGCAUCAAUCCCUCACUGCAGAGGUGGAUCUAGGGGACAGCAGGAACAAAAUCCAGGGACAAAAUCCCUACCUGGGCCAUUGCUGUUCCCAGUCCUCCUGCAAGGACCUGCUGGGCUGGCAGGGAAACCGGUGUCCAUGGUGCUCCACAUUGUUUGCAGCAGGUCAACAGGGAGCAUGCAGUUAAGUAAACUACAGAAAAAAGAUUAAAACUGCUAUAAAGAGGCCAUUGAAAUGCAGCUAGCAUUACUGGGUCUUUCUGUCUCUUCGAGUGAAAUCCUCUUCCUAAACCUAAUCUCAGGUCUUGGUUUUCUUCUUAGUUUUUCAUGUUCAUCCUGAAAGACACUCUUGCUGCAAGCAUUGGGUGGGAUGAGGCAGGCUCUGUGCUGAGCUGCAGAAUCCAGGGGACAGUCAGGAAAAAAAUAGAUGGUGUUGUCCCAAGAGGAAGAUGCCCAGUGGGGCAGAGGCCAUGUUUUUGGGAGCUUGCCUGCCUAAUGCCCUGACAAAGGCAGAGGGCCUGGUUUAAACUCAUCUCAGGCCAACUCUGCAAGGACCAGCUGCUGGGGUACUGGCAGGUAGGUCUGCUUGGGUCAUCCUAGGGCAAAAUAAGGAAAAAUGUAAAAGAAAAAAAAAAUGAAGUGAAAAGUGAUGGCAGAGGAAACUGAAGCCAGACCUAGCGGUGAUCCCUACUGUAGGCAAAGCCUUAUGUUGGCAACAGUGCAUUUUUGGCAGCCAAAAGUAAAGAAGACCAGGGACUCUUUAUCCCAGGUUCUAAACUUGUCUCUGGGGAGCCAGGAGGUGAUCAGGAGGAGGCUGCUGGAGGUGGUUGUCCUGGGACCCGGUGCAUUAUCUUGCCUGAAGAGCCUGCUGAAUUUUCAUCACACAGGUUCUGCUUCUGGGAAAACCUUUUAAAGCAGAGGCCAAAACAUUGCUGAAUUCUACUCACAGAGAGCAGCAAUCCCAUCUCAACAGUGAGUCACUUCUGGUUUUAGAAGUUUACUGCAGAGGGGGCGGCUCUCUCACUUGCUCUGUUUUUUUCCAUGGUGUGGCGCAAAGUGGGUCUUUGUCCCCACAGUGGGGCUGAGUCUUCUAUACCUGGGCUCAACAAGUGCCAGCAGCACCAGGGCCUGCUGCAUCCUGCAGCCUCACCAGGCUGUGGGCAUCAAAAGCCCUCAGCAGUGCUCCUGCACAGCCCGGUGAGGACUCUGCGCAGACCAUGUUGUUAGGAGCUGAGCCUGGACGGGAUCUAUCUGCAAAAUAACAAAAAUAUCACCUCUUCAGUCCCCUUUUUGCCCCUUCUGUUCUGCCAGCUCCAAAUUGCCCGCUACAGAGACUGCCAGGCAGCACUGUGGGCUGAGUGUCCCCAUUUCUCUUGAAUUUUCCCUCACUGUCAGAGCAUUAUUCUUUGUUUAUUGUGUGCAGGACAAAGACGACGUUGUUCCUCUCCUCCCCCUGUCCUUUUUUAAGCUUCCUUCAGUCUUCCUCUCUAAGGGAACACCAAUGCUGUUCUCUCUGCACCAGCCCCACCGGUUGCAUUUUCCUGCACCACACGUGACGGCGAGACGCCAGGAGUGGGAGUGGGGACAUUGUGAAGGUCACCGUGGGGCAGACAGCCACAAAAACUGUGACUGGGUAGAAGAAAAGGGACAACAGAACUUAAGGCUGGCUCACAACUCAGCGGCUUUCCACCCUUUUUUUUUUGCAGAUUUGCAAGUAGUUUUCAGUGGCAACAGCAGCAGCUUUUGUGAUAACUUUUUGUGGACAUUAGAUUUUCCCUCACUUUUCCCAUUUUUUGAAGAUACAGUGAGAAAAUUUAAUAUUUUCUUCACUAUUCAUUUUGCUUCCAUUUUUUUUUGACUUCAAUAUACCUUUUGAAGUUGGCAUCAACAAAGCAGAAUUCAAAAAUGAAAUAGCCAAUUAUCAAGGUUUCAUUUGAACUACCACAAUACUGCUUUUUUUAGAACUAGCAAGUGGCACACACACAGGGAUGCUGCAACCUUUAUUCAUGUAAUGCAACAGGAAAUGCAGGGAAACACUGGAUGCAAAUGCCACAGGCAGUGAUGUGUUAGAAGCAGAUAGCACUGACAGACCAGAGAAAAUAAAGUUAGGCAGCAUAAAAUGAUGCAUGCAGAUAUGAGGCCAGGAAACAUUGGCAACAUAAAGCCCUCUCUGCGCCCAUGUACUCAUGGUGAAGAACAGAAAAUCCCAAUCCUCCAUCACUACCCAACCUUAGAACUUGGUCAGGCUACUGUUACAACUUACAUUGUUCAGAAGGCCCUAACACCCUAACAUAACUUGAACCUCACUCUCCUUUUGGGUAUAUGAUUUUAAUUUUUUUAUUAUUAUUUUUUUUUUAAUAAUUAAAAAAGUGCCUGUACUAAUGGUUCCCAGUUAUCAAAUGCACUCAGAAUGAAAAGUUUCAGAUCACAACUUGCUUGAGGUAUUUUUUUCCAUAGUUACUGUAUGUUGUAAAUGCAGCACAAAAAGGUGCUGUCAGUAACUGAUUUCUGCAUUCACUUAGCAACUAGGAAACAAGCACGCACCUAGAGGUGAAUCCUUGCAAUGAGAGGACUUGCCACACGCAUGGUAAGAUGCACUACUGGGAUUUCUGCCUCAUCAGAGCUUCAAGUAAUAGAGAAGGACUACUGCUGAUUAUGGGGAGAUCAGAGACUACCUUGUGUCUUCAAGGGCCUGUACUCUCGGCUGCUCCUCUCUGGUCACUGCAGUGGUAGAGAUCAGCAGGAUAGCUGGUCUGCAACACUUAUAUAUUGUAUGCUGUGUUAUAGCACUUGUCUGUCUGCACAGUACUAAGCCAGUGGGUCACUCAUUGGUCCAGGUGCUGUAGUUAAAUCACAGAAUCAUAGAAUCUCCAAGUUUGGAAAAGACUUGCAAGAUCAUCCAGUCCAAAUGUUCACCUGCAACCAACAUUUCCCACUAAACCAUGUCACUUAGUACAACAUCUGAACAUUUCUUGAACAAUUCCAAGGACAGUGACUCAACCAUCUCUGUGGGUAGCUCAUUCCAGCCUCUGUCAGAGAUAAAAUUUUUCCUAGCAUCCAAUCUGAAUCUCCUUGACAUGUCUCAAGGCCAUUCCCUUUAGAUCAAUCACUAGUACACCAGAGAAGAGGCCAACUUCUACAUCGCUACAGAGAGCAAUAAGGUCUCUCCUGAGCCUCCUCUCCUCCAGCCUAAACACAGUUUCCUCAGCUGCUCCUCAUAAGUCCAGACGAGACACAAAAUUCCCUGGAUAUCGCUAGAACAAACAAGUAUUGUGGCAUAAAUAAAUAUCUUCAAAUGUAAGGCCCGUAUUGGGGCCCAUGAAGCCACCAUAGAGGCUGAUCAUCUCAGUUCCACUACAAGAUCUUGAGAACGUGUCCUACAUCAGGCAAACCAACCCACAAUCCUCAUUCUGGACCACUUCCUCCUGCCUCUACAUUCUGCGUCCUGGAAUAGGGGCGUCCACCACACAGCUCUGGUGUGGGUGGUGAGGAGCUCUGUCUCCUCACAUCUAGAAGCCCUCAGCUUUGGAAUCACAUCUCAACCCCCAGGUGUUAGAGCCAUAAUCUGAGGGAGACACAGGUAAGGGAGGCAGCCCACUUCUUCUCUUCACAUUGCAUGACAUGAACCAAAGAGCUUCAGUGUAUGCUGUACUUACAUGCUAUGAAAGGCUGUGCUUAGAAGCAGAUCAGAGAGUACUUGCAUUACUCUACUGAUCAAGAAGCCAAGGCAGUGCUUGCCAGAUCCUGAGGUUAUUUAUUCUGGCACAAAGUUAAAAUAACUCUGUUUACACUGGAGCAUGUGCAGAAUUUAACUCUUAUUUAAGAAUAAACAUGCAAGCAAAGAAUAUCAAAACAUGUAAGAGCGUAAGAAAAUAUAUUUAUUAAAUUCCAUGGCAAUACUAUGGUAAAAUUGUUAAAUACAUGCAUAUUUUUAGACACACAAGCAAUAUAACAGGAAUUACAACAGCCAAGCAAACUAGUUUUAAAACAUUUGCAAAGUUGGUGUCUCAGGUUAGUCUCACGUGUCAUCUAGCUCACCGGAAUAUUAUUUCCCCAUCGUGAUCCCAUGCUUCCAUUUUCAAGCACGCAUGUUUAAUUGCUAAGCCAAUAAAUUUUCUCAUUGAUACACACUGUUGAAUCACUAUUUUACUUGGUAUACUACAACUUUGUUAAAGUGCUGUACGAUUAUUUUAAAUUGUGAAAAUCUUGUUUGAGUAACAGAUUUGGAAGCUGGAGAACUUCGGUAUCAUUCAGCAAUAGAGCUAUGUUAAAUGACUGGUUAGGUUUAGUGCAUUAGGAUGACUGUUUUGACAGUAUGAUUUAUUGAUUUAUUGAUUUAUUCUCAGGACUAAUUUUAUAGAUGAACAUUUCAAAUUGGCAAACAAUAUUUCACUACUAUUUAACAGAAGUCCAUUAAAAUAUUUGUAAAAAUAGAACACAAAACCAUCUCUAAAAAAAUUAUUUAUGCUGUAAAAAGACGGUAUAAAAAGAUCUAAAAAAAACCCAAAACAUUGAACCACUGAACCUGUUCACAGUAUAUAUUUUAAAAGUAACAGCAUUAGAAUACAACAAAUUUUUGGGUGACUUGCAUGACUCCACCAGUUCUGCUGUUUUUUGUGCCACAGCUGGACUGAAGUUCAAACUACCAUUAUCAUCAGGUAGGGUUUCAGAUGAGAGUUACCUUCUUUUCUGGCCAUCUGACAGGCUACAAACCUUACAGUAUUGUUUACCCUAAGCCACUUUAAAUCACAUUAAAGAAACAAUGUCAUGGUGAAGUUUAAGGACUGUUUUGUAUCUGUAUUUGUUUUGCUACUAAAAGGCGUGAGACUUUACAAGCAUCUGUUUUACUCUGCCCACUUGGAGCUUUUUGAAUUUUUAUCAUCCCAACUAAAGAAAAUGAAAACCUUCAAUUUUUAUGCAUUCUCUGGUUAAACUUUACUCUCUGGGCACUACGAUUUGCAAGUUGCAAAACGUGUGGCUGGCAGAGUGCUCGUGGAAGCUGUCUUCAGCAGCCUGCUUUCCAGUAGCACCAGCUGAAGAGCAGAUUUGGGACUGUUUAAAAUCCUCCCUACAGAUGCUGUUAAGGAACACAGUAAAAGAUGAGGAUGCUAAUUGCUCUGGCUCACCAUGGCAUCACCCAGACACAAGGAGAAGGUGAGACUGGCAAGGGAUUAACUCAAUCCCUUGCAGCACCCUACUCACUGACCAGCUCACUGGUGAAGCUCAGUCCUCACAUAUUUUCUAGAGAGCUUUUUUGUUGAAAAAGUGAGAGAAGUUGAUAGACAUUUUUGUGUGUGUGUGUUGGGGGGGGGGGGCGGGGGGAAGCAUUGUUAUGCACACUGGGACAACUUGUAAAGUUGUGGAAAACCCUGCCAAUAUAAUUUGAGGUUUGUUUGCAUAAUGUGCAAAAAGGAAAUAAACACUAUCAUAGAAACACUGGGGAAAAUCCAGAGUUAUAUAAAUGAUGGAGGAGGGGAAAAAAAACUGUUAUGGAAGAAACUGUUUUCCAGCUUCUAUGAAGAUAUUUAAAAACUUAGGAGAGGCAUGAGGAAAUGAGCUUUUAAACACUCCAGUGUUCCUCAAUCUCUGUAUGCAACAUUUGGGGUCGAAGAAUGUCCUCCCCGGCUUGCUAAUGCCAAUUCAAAGAAGAAUCCAACAACAAAUCUGCAGAUGUGCUGACAGCAUCUCUAAACAUCAGUCACUGCUAAAUGCACAGCAGCACGAACUCUGCAUAGGAUGCUGGGAGGAGUGCAGAUGGCAGCCAAUUUCCCCUGUGAGAAAAUGCACUCCUAAGGCAUAUAGUCAAGGGCAGGGCUCUCAAAAACCAUGCUUUGGGAAUCGUAGGCCAAUACACAACUAGGUACAUAAUGCUGCUAUCACACAUUUGCAUGAAAAGUUAGGACCUUACUUAGUGUUAAAAAUUCUGAUGCCAUUGGAUUUGAAGUCUUCUUCAAAGCCUGUGGCAGAGCAAAGCAUGCUAUCUACAGGGGAAGUCUUUGAUAGAUUUAUGGUACAGAGCCUUGUUAGCAACUUGAUUCUUGAAAUAUUACAUUUUCUUCCUGCAUAUUUCAAAUUCUUUUACUGUAUUUUUAUCUACUUCUAGGUACAAAUACGCUAUUUACAAAGAAAUUAUUGUCUAAAAAUAGAGGAUACAAUUUCUCGUCACCUUUUAAUAGUGAUAUUCAAAUAUCUUCUCCCUCCAACAAAUCCAGUUACCUUCAAUUUUGCUACCAUUUAUGUUCAAUUGAGUGUGGAGGACACUAUAAGAGACAAUAUCACUGCCUUCAGCUCUAACUUUAUUCUGUUGGACUUGUCAAAAACAAAAAAGGAGAGAAGAGACUUUUGUGUGCCCCCUCAGAGCAGCCUGAAACUUGAGUUGAGCAGAAGCACCCUGAUGCCCUGUGCCCAGCAAAGGAAAGUUCUGGUCCCCCUCAUAAAUCAAAUGUGAAAAAAAUGUGUUUGCCAAUUGUGUUGUGAUGGAUUAAAUGCCUGCUGAUUUCCUUUGAGAAACAAUUUACCCAUGAAAGCAGCAACUAUGGAUAAUAGAGUCAGCAAGAACAGCAAAUACCACUGAUUAGGUCCUAAGUCUGCAUUUGCAGCCUCCACAUAGCUGGGGAGAUAAUUCACUGCUCAUCUGUAAUAUUAGCUUACUGUUUUGUUGAAAUAUUUACUAGUAGUUCUGUGAGGUAUAUCACAUUCAAAUUUACAACUCCAGAAUUUAACACACAAAAUCAAGAUCCCAAGUAUGCUCCUGUAUGUCAGUCAGAACAACAAAAAUAAUGAACAAGUCAAACAGAAGAGUGCAUGAUGUUACAUCAGACGUGACCAAUGUUCCAUGCAUCAAAUGAACAGUACUAAAAAUCAAAACAAAAAACAAACCCAAUUGUCACAUAUUAUAGUCAUGGCUCAAAAUAAAAAGCAGCAACACCGGUGACUUGCUUCAGAACAAAACAGCUUGACAUUGGCACCCUACAUCUCUGGACAUUGAUUCAACCAGAGGACUGAAGCACUGAGUUAGGAGUGUUUUGGAAAAAAGCUCUUCUACUUGGAACCCUUCUGGAAUUUUUUUCUUUUCCCUUUUUACAUUUUUUAUUCUAGGAAAAAAAAAAAAAAAAAACCAAACAAAA
This is a messenger RNA of Lagopus muta (rock ptarmigan), 14070 nucleotides long. It is a transcript of the gene EGFLAM, whose product is annotated as EGF like, fibronectin type III and laminin G domains. The transcript is spliced from 23 exons. The record is from RefSeq and is a predicted model, not a curated record. Bases 526 to 3609 code for a protein of 1027 amino acids. Gene Ontology annotation, molecular function: calcium ion binding; protein binding. Lineage: Eukaryota; Metazoa; Chordata; Aves; Galliformes; Phasianidae.